Etheostoma cragini (Arkansas darter) is the source of this 6423-nucleotide messenger RNA. Its product is annotated as transport and Golgi organization protein 1 homolog. The record is from RefSeq and is a predicted model, not a curated record. Gene Ontology annotation, biological process: endoplasmic reticulum to Golgi vesicle-mediated transport; vesicle cargo loading; protein secretion. Lineage: Eukaryota; Metazoa; Chordata; Actinopteri; Perciformes; Percidae. The transcript is spliced from 25 exons. Gene Ontology annotation, cellular component: endoplasmic reticulum exit site; endoplasmic reticulum membrane. Bases 345 to 6386 code for a protein of 2013 amino acids.
GGUUGGAUAUAGGGAUCAGGGAUAUUUUAGGCUACAGGAAAGUCAAGAGUGAAGUCGAUGAGAGUACAGAAAGCGAUUUUAAGGAGACAGAAGAGGACAAAACCUUAGAACAACCAACAGCCUCAGAGAAUAGUAAUAGUAAUCAAUUACAACCUGUACUGACAGAAGAGGUAAGGAAAGAAACUACAAAUGAAUCUAAGGUGGGAGAAACUCCAAAGGAUCAAAAUGCCAAAUUAGAGAUCAGAGUCGAUGCUGACAGUAAUAAUAACGACACAGGUACUUCAGACAGCAGCAAGGAUAGUGUCCUACCUAAAGAUGCAGCAUCCAAGGUAGAUGAAAAAGAUAUGUCUCCUCAGACCAUGGAGAGUAUGGAGGGUAAAGAACAUCAGAUGCUCAAAUCUAUAGCUAAUGAGGGUGAGGAUAAUAACAGAGAGCCAGGAGAAGAAGAAAGUAAUCCUGCAAGCGGCACUGAUCAGGAUUUUUUUACCCAGUCUGACAUCAGUUUAGGGCCUGACGUGAGUAUUGUGGAUUUGAAUGUAAACUCCAGUGGACAAUCUGUAGGCGAUGGUGAGAAGGACAAACCAGGGGACGUGGUUGGGGUAGGGCCCGAGAUCCAAAAUCAGAUCGACAACACAGAAGAAUCCACUGAUACUUCUGUUACUGGUGCUGGAAGUGAUGGUCAUGAAGGUGAAGGAAACAAUGCAGAAACAGAUGUACUUCACAGAGAGGUUCCCAAGCCUCAGACUGAUGACUCAGCAGAAGAAAGUCGGGUUAGCAGUGGAGCUGGAGGAAGCUGUGGAAAGAGUCAGCCUUCUUUCUUAUCCUCAGGCACAGCUGAGGAGAGAAAUGAACCUACCUCCAACGAGGAUAACACUUUACCUGCGCACAGAGUAGAAACCAAUGUUGAUCAUUCUGAUUCACUUGCUAUGAUUGACGAUAACACAGAAAGAGAGACACGGCAGGGUGAGUUAGGAGAGGAGGGCAUCUCUCAGGAGUUUGGUUCAGCUCAUUCUACUAAUAGAAGUACUGAAACUAUGUAUGGCAAUGGCUCAGAGGAGGACAGAAGAACAUUUUCCACUAGUGAGAGCACAGGACAGAUGGACAACAAUGAGGACCAGGACUCUGUGUCUCCAGAUAUGCAGCAGGGGAGCACACAGAGUGAUGGUGAUGCACACGAGCUAGAGGAGACCGUAGAAGAAACUGAGACAGACGGUGAAAGCAACCUCCGGCCAGUUCAAACGGAGACAACAGAGUUACAGAAAGACAUGUUGAAUGAAAGUGGUCUCAAGCCAGCUAUAGGCCCUGAAACCGAGGAAGUGGAGGAGUCAAAGGAAGAGGAAAAGCUGGGGGGGGUAGAAGAGUUAAAGGAAGAGGGGACACAGCAGGACAUAAUGAAACAGGAAGUAAAGGAGAUAAAGGAAGAGGAGAAUCAGCAAGAAGUGAAGGAGACAAAGGAAGAAGAAAAACUGGGUGGGAUAGAAGAUGUAAAGAAAGAGGAGAAACAAAGGGAAGUGAAGGAGACAAAGAAAGAGGGAAAACAGGAAGUAAAGGAGAUAAAGGAAGACUGGAAACAGGAGGAGAUAGAAGAGUUAAAGGAAGGGGAGCAACAGCAGGGCGUAAAGGAGAUGAAGGAAGAGGGGAAAAAACAAGAAGUGGAGGAGACAAAGGAAUGGAGGAAACAGGAGGAGAUAGAAAAGUUAAAGGAAGAGAAGAAACAGGAAGUAAAAGAGAUAAAGGAAGAAGGGAAACAGGAGGAGGUGGACAAGUUAAAAGAAAAGAAGAAACAGGAGAAAGUGGAGGAGAUAAAAGAAGAGGACAACCAGGAGGAGGAAGAGGGAGAGCAGGGGGAGGAAGAAGAGUUAAAUGAAGAGGGGAAGAAAGUGGAGAUAAAGGAGGGGAGGAAGAAGGAAAUAGAGGGGUUAAAAGAAGAGGAGAAAAUUGAAGAGUUAAAGGAGGUUGAGAGAGAAAAUAAACAAGAGAAGAAAGAGGGUGAGGAAAAGCAAGUGCAGUCUCAUUUGGAGGUAUUAAUGGAAAACAGGAUCCACUCUUUAUCUCCCACUCAGAAAGCCAGUGAAAGCCCGGAGUCAGAGAGCAGCGGGAAAGAGACACACGGUGAGAACAGCCCACAGAUGGACGAAGAGAAGAGAGAGGGAGAAAACAAGAAACAGGAGGAAGUUAAGGAAAACCAGGAGACUGAGAAUUUGGAGGGUGAGAGGAGGACCAAAGGGAAAGAAGGGAGCCUUAAUUGUUCAAACAAGCUUUGUCCUCAUGCUAGUGAAGACAACUUUGUGGGGGUUGAUUCUGUAAAUAAGUCAAGCUCAAUAGGUGAAGGGACAAAGGAGACAGGGAAGCAGAAUCCAGUGACAGACAAUGAUCUAAUGCUAGCAGAUAGGAAAGGAGUGAGUCAGAUGGUACCAGUUGAUGACACGGAGAGAGAUAAGGAUGUAAGACAGGAGGAGGAAGAAAAAAAAGAUGAUGAUGCUAAGGCCGAGGAGGGGAAAGAAAAGCAGGUUGAGCAGAAAAACAAUGAUGUGCUACAUUCCGUGGUGAGUGACCAAAACAGCCUGCCUAAUCAAGUUUUACUUAGCCGGACAGCUGAGAACAAAGAUGAUGAUCAGUUAUAUUCCAGUGAGGCAGACAACACUGAGCUUUCUGACAACAACGUGAUCCCUCAGGGAGAUAAAACUAAGUCUGAAGACACUGAAACCAGCAGCAAAGGGAUUUCCACUGAGAAUGAAACUGAGCAAAUACACUCGGAUUAUAUGAUAGACACAGUGGAGAACACUGACAGGGAAGAGAGGGAGGUCAACGUAAAGCAUGAUGAUGUAAGGGUGAAUCAGGGCAGAGAUGUGAGUACAGGUGGUACUGUAUUCAAGACAGAGGAAGGAAUGGAGAAUUCCGUUUCGUCGAGUGACCCUGUUGAAAGCCAGGCUGUGAAAUCUCAACAAACUGCUCCUCGACAUCCAUCUGGUUCUUCACAUAUGUCAGAUGGCCACAAUAAAGGAGCAGCAGAGACUGGAAGUGCAGGAGCGUUCGGCCUUUUCAAAAACGCCUUUAGCUUUUUUAGCCAAACGCCUGUCACUGAAACUAAGGAAUCCCCGGAAUCUGCCCCAAUUUUGGAUUCGGACAAAGGUGAGACAUCUAAGGCACAAGCCUCUCUCCCUCCUGAGCCAGUACAGGAUUCAACCACUGAUUCAAGUCAGGUUCACAUGCAAGAUUUGCACACAGACUCUCCCAUCACCUUGUCACAACAGCAGCUGCAGCCUCUCUUUACAGAGACCCAGACAUCAUCUCCUGCCCCGACGCAGACCCGUUCUCAUCCCUCAGAAAGCUCCAUCCAAAAGAAAACCCUCACCAAACAUUACAAGAACCUUCUCACCUACAUGAGCGCGUAUGAGACAACUAUUAUGAUGGAGCUCUUUGGACGACACAAGCUGCAGUUUUUGGAUUACGUUUUAGGGAGCUCAGAAACCACGACCGAUGACCCCGAUAAUGACGAAUCGAUAUUGUUGGAUAUAGAAAGGCUUCUGCGUUAUCACAGGGAGACACUGGUCGCUCCUAGCAUGAGGCUCACGGAUGCACCACAGGAGGACAAAGAAAAGACCACAACACUCAUCGCACUUCAGAAGCUAGAAAUGCUGUUGGCAAGAGUGAGAGAGACUUUCAACACAGCUGAGGCCAGCUGUGUUGGUGAAUCCUGUUCGAGUCACAGUAAAGAUAAGGAAAUGGCCAUUGAGGAAGAUCCUUCUGUAUGCCUGGAUAACCACACUCCAAGAGAUAAAUGGAUGGGGCUGGGUGAAGAGAAAGAUGGAGGACUGAGUGGAGGCCCGGAAAAAGAGAAGGUGACUGAGGAUAAGACAAAAGAAGGGAAGGGAAAAAGAAGUGGAGGAGAGAGCGUGUCCCCCGAGUCCUGUCCUCCGAUUCAGCCAGGAUCUCCACAGUCCCCGGAAGGGGUAAUGAAUCAAAUUGUGGACUUUGUUCAUCAGAUCGCUGAAGAUUCAACCACUCAUGUUUGUGCAGUGAGAGAGCUCCUCAUAUGGCUUACUGAACAGGUUGUAUCAACACUGCCUGAUGACAUCAGACCCGGGCCAGACCUGUAUGGGGUGCCAUGGGAACCAGUCAUCAUCACCAGUGUGGUGGGGCUGGUGACAAUGCUGUUGUUCACCUGUAGAUGUUAUAGCUCUGUCAAAAGCAGAAUGUAUCAAGGUAAGGAACGGCGGAUGGCUGAGCAGGUUGCGCAGCUGCUGGAUGAGAAGUGUAAAGUCCUUGAGACUCUCAGCAAAUGUCAACAAGAGUAUGAUGACCUGGAGAGCUCACUAAUGGACAGUGGUGUCUUGGCCCAAACUCAGAAGACAGAACAUCUCGAGGUUAAAGCCAGACAGUUGGAACAUGCUAAAAGGGAGCUUGACAGGGAUCUGGAAGAGCUAAAGGAUCAACUGGACCAACAGAGAGAACACAGGAUAGAGCAAGAAAAGAGGAUUGCAGUGCUUGAAGAAAGCAUGAAAACAUUUGAAGAAGAAACCAAAGACCUCCAGUCACAGGAAGAGCAGGCUCAAACCACUCUGAAAGUGUACAAUAUGAACAGUGACAGACUACAGAGGAAUCUGGAAACAGCUGGAGAGGAGAACACACUGUUACAGGAGAGCAAUGCUCAGUUGAGGCAGCAGGUGGAGGGAUGGGCAGAAAGAGUAAGUGAGUUGGAGGCGGAGAUGAGCAGGUGUGAGGUCGCCCACGGGGGGAUGCUGCAGGAUGUGGCCAACAAGGAUGAGCGUAUAAUGUCCUUGACAGAUCGGCUGCUGAGCAUGAAAGCUUGGGAUUCAGAACUGGAGGAAGAGGAAGAUGAGGAAGGAGAAGGGAAGGAGGCAUCCAAUGGUACAGCAGGGAGAGGAAAGGAAAAUGGGAGAGGAGACAUUUUGGACACACAAGGCCAUCUCCAGAAAGUCCAGAAACUUAUCUAUGCUGCUAAGCUGAAUGCAGAUCUCAAAUCAGUAGAUGAAGACAAAGACCGAUUAUUUGCCAAACUGAAUGAUGAAGUCAAAGCUAAAGAAGACCUGCAAGCGAGAAUUGAGGAGCUGGAUAACGAGAAAUUAUCUCUGCAGUCGGACACUGAGCAGUACUCAGAUCAGGUUCAAAGAUUACAACAGAAACUCCAGAUUAUGACAGAAAUGUACCAGGAGAAUGAGCUUAAAUUACACAGGCUGCUGACAGUGGAGGAGAAGGAGCGCAUGCAGAAAGAAGAUAAGUUAAAUAAAGCCGACAAAAACAUUACUAUGGCCAUGGAAGAACUCAGCAACUAUAGACAACGAGCAGGAGAGAUGGAGGAGGAGCUGGAGAAAACCAAACAGUCUUACCAGACUCAAAUGUCAGCACAUGAGAAGAAGGCUCACAAUAACUGGCUGGCAGCCCGUGCAGCGGAAAGAGAGCUAGCAGAUAUCCGGAGAGAGAACGCCCUCUUCAGACAGAAGCUGACAGACACACAGUUUAAACUGGACGCCCUGGACAAAGAUCCCUACGCCUUGGACAGCCUGGCUAGACCUCUGCCUUUCAGAGCUGAAAGGUCACCAUAUGGUCCAUCUCCUCUGGGUCGACCUGCAUCUGAAACCAGAGCUUUUCUGUCUCCUCCUACGUUAAUGGACGGACCACCUGCUAGACUGUCUCCACGAGUGUCUCGAGGUCCAGUAGAGCCCCCAGGUAGCCACGGAGAGAUGGAGCGGAGUGGAGGUCCUCAUUCUGACAGUGGCUCAAUCUCUCCAACAUGGGAGAGAGAUCGUAGGGCCCCCCCACCAGGAGCCCCAGGUCUCUCAGGCUAUAUGUUCCCAGAACAAGGAGGUCCGAUGUACAGGAGACCUCCUCCAGGAGCUCUAGGCCUCUUGCCUCCACCCGGCCCCCUCCAUCCUAGGGGUCUCCCCCCAUUACCUCAUCACCCUGCAGACAUGGCGGAUGGCUUAUACAGAGAAAACAGCCAUGGGCCUGGUGAACAGGAACACAGAGAGUCUGGUCCUGGUGACCGAAGGACUCCCCCUGAAAUGGAUCCAAGGAUGGGGGGCGCACCCCCACCUGGACCCCCAAUGGGCCCCAUGGACGGUCCCUAUCCUCGUAGAUCCCCAUAUGGACCACCACCUCCUGACUUUUACCCUCCUAGGGGACCUGGGGGCCCUGCCAUGAUGCCUAUGUGGGCCCCUCCUCGUCCAGGGAUGAUGUUCCCUCCUCGUUUCCCUCCAGGUGGACCUCCUCAUCCUCACUUUGCUCCCCCCAUGCGGCCCCCUUUACCCGACGGCCACCUACAUCCUUCCAUGGGUCCUCCCCCUCCUCAGCAGUCUCUUCCCUCCCCACCACAAAGCCAGUCGCCAGAGGAGCACACACCCUCGUCUGAAGACGCCAUUUGAGCCUGACUAGCGUCCGUGCGUGCGUGCAUUUGUUUGU